UUUCUCUUCGCUUAGUUACUUUCACAAGUGUGAGGAGGUUGCUUGUAUUUUCCAGACAUCUUGACACUAAACACGUGCUCCGCAAAGUCGUAUUUCUGAAGAGAGUAUGAUAUUUUUCCUAAAAAUACUAAUGUUCCAUUGUAUUUAUUUCGUGCUGUAAGAAAAGCCUGUGGAAUAAGAUAAAGUGUAAUCCUACCAGACUGUUUUGAAACCGCGACACGGAUCAGCUGGGUACCAAAACGGAUGAGGUUUCCGCGGUUGCUCCUGCGCGAGGAUCACCCUCCCCAGAUCACCCUCUCUCCAGAUGCAGCCCACACCCGGCAGUGUUGGUGCUGCGUGUGGUGGAGAAGGAGGUGGUGAUGGAAUUUUGUUGAGGGGGAGGAAGUUUUGUCUCAUAUUGCUCUCUAAAAGCAGCAACAGAAAUAUCAUGAGCAACGUUUUUUUGAAUUUAUAAUUACAAGAAGUCGUAGGAAAGAUUUUUUUUUACUUCCUAUACCUGCACAAAGCCCAGCCAAGGACACUAGUGAAUGAACUCGUUUGAUAUUGAACUGUGAAAUGAGUUCAACAUAGAGCACCCGGUUAUUGGUAGUUGCAUAAUGGUGAGAAACCCCGAAAGUCCAUAUGAACCUUCUUUAAAAAACGUUAAAAUUACAGAAGAAUACAAAAGAUGUAAAAGUUUAUGAAGGUGACUCGAUGAAUAUAGAAACUAGCUGCCAAUGUAUGUAUGUAAAAUAUUAUUUUUUUUAAUACAAAUAAUUGCCUCAAGAAAACUGAGACGGGUGAGGACUUUGUUUAGGACCGAGAAUUAAACAGUGUAUUAAACUUUAGAGUGAAGGCAAGAGAAUAGAUAUAUACCAGAACCUUUGAACAAGCAGAUCAUACAGAUAUCGCCAAGGCAGUUCUACCCUCUUAACUGAGCACACGGACCUUCAGGCGUGAUGUUGGUGGGUGUAAGAAAGAAGCACUGGCUGUUGGCAACGCUGUCGGUCACGGGCCUCCUCCUCGUGCUCGUGUUUACUACCAAGUCUCCAGGACACUCACCUACCCGUGCAUUGCUAGACCCAAGUGAAGAGAGAAAGGCAGCCCAGACGGAUGGCGUCGCAGCGGCCGAGGAUCUACCUGCUGCGGCAGAGUCUGCAGUGCACACGAAACCUCCCCUACACCUCAGUGAACAGGAGCGGGAUGCACUGGCCAAGCAAGGAGUCCUCAUGGUGGAGGAUUCAGAUAGAGAUCCAAUGGAGGAUCAGACCCAGAAGCAACAACAGCAAAAGCAGCAUCGAUAUCUUCAGCACGAACACAGUCAACUAAGGAAGAGUGUGCCUGCUAACGAAGCACAAGAACAGGAAAUAGACAAACUGAAAUUGGAGCAGCAACAGGAACUGCAUAGAGAAAAUAAUCAUUUACAGGAGCAUCAUAUGCGAGAACAGCAGAUUCUUCAGGAUCACAUUCUGGCCGAUGAAAUGAAGGCCCAGCAAGCAGAGGAACAGAGGAUGAUGGAGGAGGCUGCCCGCCUGAACCCUCCACCAGCACAAUCGCGAACCUCCAGCGUAUCUGUGGUGUCGCGCACGUAUAAGGUGAACCGUGGAAUGACAGCUGCGAGCAACGGUGGCUCGAGUCGAGGGGUUGUCCUUCCUCGGAUGACAUAUGAAGGACUCUGGAAGAUGGGCGAAAACAUCUUACGCCACACCAUCAAAAAGGAGUUUCUGAACAGCAUCCCAGACACUGAUUUCACUCCUGGGGAAGUGGUCCCCCCUUUGCAGGUGCGCAGGGUCAUCAUCCUCUCCACCUGGCGCAGUGGUUCUUCCUUCCUCGGAGACCUGCUGAAGUCAUACCCUGGUACAUAUUUCAGUUUCGAGCCUCUGCACCAUUUGCUCAAGAAUCUUCACUUACAGGAGGGCCCCUUGGUUGACGUGGUCUUAAAUCUACUGAGAAGUAUUAUGACAUGUGACCUCUCUCAGCAAGAGGAGUAUGUCAGCUACAUGCGGAAUAAUAGUUUCCUGAUGGACCACAAUACACGUGUCUGGAAUUCUUGUUCAAGAAACAGAGCGCUUUGCUUUGACAAAGAAUACCUGUCUGCUGUGUGCAAGUACAUGCCUGUCAAUGUGAUGAAAACUGUUCGGAUGGGCCUGGUUCCCGUGAUCUCUCUUCUUCAGGACCCAAGCCUUGACCUGCAAGUAAUCCAUCUUGUUCGUGACCCUCGUGGCUCUCUUCAUUCUAGAAUGCAGCUGACCUGGUGCCAUUCUCAAGCCUGCAGUGACCCAGGCACUGUUUGUGGUGACCUCAUGACAGACCUGAAACUUUCAGAGUGGGUGAAAGAAAGAUUUCCGGACAAAUAUCUGCUAGUCCGUUACGAAGACUUGGGACUGCAGCCAGAGGAAACAGCAAGACGAAUCUUCAAAUUCCUGCAUCUAACGUACCACAAAAAUGUCGCUUCCUUCGUGCGGGACCACACGUCAAUCAAUAGGAAAACCAAAAAGAAGCCAGGCACUUACUCGACAUAUAGAGACUCCAAAUCCACCACCUUCGCCUGGCGGGGAGCUCUCAAUUACACGACCUUAGAAGAGAUUCAGAAUGCCUGCCGAGAGCCCUUGAGUUAUCUCAAACUUAGGAUUUUUGAUACGGAAGAAGAUUUUAUGAAUGCGACAAUUCCAGUCCUAGUAGAGUAGCUGAUAUUAUUGUUACUUAUCAUAUUAUUGUCAACAACUAUUCCUUCCGUGUAUUCUUAUUCCCAGAUAUUUGCUAUUUAUAACUUUGAUAUUACGUUAAUGUUGGAAAUAUUACAAUUUGCAUAUCACAUUACACACCCUUCUUCCGUUACAUAAUCAUAGCACCUUAUCCGUGGGCAGUUCUCGAGGGAAAUCCCAGAAGAAAUAAUAUUGAGAUGUGCUCAACACUUAUUGUACUUGCCUUAUUCUAACGUAGAGUGGGUAAUGUUAAGUAAGUUAUACAUGCUGGCAACAAGGCAAAGUUGAUGUUGAUGGCGAUAUACAUCAUACAUACAUACAUACAUACAUACAUACAUACAUACAUACAUACAUACAUACAUACAUACAUACAUACAUACAUAC
Molecule: messenger RNA, 3068 nt
Organism: Penaeus chinensis
Lineage: Eukaryota; Metazoa; Arthropoda; Malacostraca; Decapoda; Penaeidae
Product: carbohydrate sulfotransferase 4-like
Exons: 6
Coding region: 939-2666 (575 amino acids)
Biological process (GO): sulfur compound metabolic process; N-acetylglucosamine metabolic process
Molecular function (GO): N-acetylglucosamine 6-O-sulfotransferase activity
Source: RefSeq, a predicted model, not a curated record